AGGCAGCAACUAAAGUGACCAAUUUCCAUUUCCAUUUCAGCGGAGAGAUUCAGAGAAAGAAACCGAAGGAGACGAAGAUCGCCAUGGAUCCGAAGCUAACUGAGGUCUCGCAGAACUUCGAGCGCUUCAAAGCUGCUCUUGUCAGGCACGAUUAUGAUUCUUGUAACAAUCUCCUCUGUCAGCUCAAGGUUUUUUUGACUGGAUUCAGAAGUCUUCCGCCAUUGUUUGAAAAUACGCUCAAUGCUGUCCAUGAACUGACGGUGGCUAGGGAUAUAUAUGAGCACGCUGUGUUGCUUAGUGUGAAGAUUGAGGAUCAAGAGGCAUUUGAAAGAGAUUUCUUCCAAUUGAAGCCUUACUACACUGAUGCUCGUAACCUCCUUCCACCAUCCCCUCAGGAGUAUCCAAUCUUGGGUCUCAACCUUCUGAGGCUUCUUGUGCAGAAUAGAAUUGCAGAAUUCCAUACUGAACUUGAACUUCUUUCCACCUCUGCUUUGGAGAGCCCAUGCAUUAAACAUGCUGUGGAGCUGGAACAAUCUUUCAUGGAAGGUGCUUACAACCGUGUGUUGAGUGCUCGACAGACUGUGCCACACGAAACUUUUGGUUAUUUCAUGGACCUCCUUGCAAAGACUGUAAGAGAUGAAAUAGCUGGUUGCAGUGAGAAGGCAUAUGAUUAUCUUUCUAUAAGCGAUGCACGCCAAAUGCUGCUGUUUUCCUCUGACAAAGACCUUUUGGAAUAUGUCAAGGAGGAGCAUCCCGAGUGGGAGAUAACGAAUGGCGUUGUAUAUUUCCAGAAGGCGAAAGAAUCUGCACCUUGCAAGGAAAUACCUUCUCUUCAACUCAUCAACCAAACGCUCAGUUACGCCAGGGAGUUGGAGCGGAUUGUAUGAACGAACCAAGCUAGCAGCUUUUCACCAUUGCUAUCUGCUGCUUUUCAACAUGCCAAGGUUGAUAGUUAUCCCUCACCCUCUUAUGAUCUUUAUGGGAUUUUUCCAUACAAAAUUGUUAUUUCUAGUGACAUUGAGUCCGGAUUUUUGUCAAUGUAUCUUGGUAUUUACAUUCUUGUGAGAUGAUCGUCGUUGCAUUUGCUAUCUUCUAAGUGUUUGUUUACAAUUACAUUUUGUUGCGGUAUGGUAAGAUCGAAUGACUUGGAAGUCGUUAUUGUUUGAUUA
Cucurbita maxima (winter squash) is the source of this 1169-nucleotide messenger RNA. Its product is annotated as 26S proteasome non-ATPase regulatory subunit 8 homolog A-like. The record is from RefSeq and is a predicted model, not a curated record. Gene Ontology annotation, biological process: proteasome-mediated ubiquitin-dependent protein catabolic process. The transcript has 6 exons. Lineage: Eukaryota; Viridiplantae; Streptophyta; Magnoliopsida; Cucurbitales; Cucurbitaceae. Gene Ontology annotation, cellular component: cytosol; proteasome regulatory particle; proteasome regulatory particle, lid subcomplex. Bases 84 to 887 code for a protein of 267 amino acids.